Messenger RNA from Prosopis cineraria, 1662 nucleotides. Its product is annotated as maltose excess protein 1-like, chloroplastic. The coding region runs from base 184 to 1413 and encodes 409 amino acids. Gene Ontology annotation, molecular function: maltose transmembrane transporter activity. The transcript has 9 exons. Gene Ontology annotation, cellular component: chloroplast envelope. Lineage: Eukaryota; Viridiplantae; Streptophyta; Magnoliopsida; Fabales; Fabaceae. The record is from RefSeq and is a predicted model, not a curated record.
UUCAUUUCAACUUCUCGAAGAACGACGCUCUCGUCGCGGCAUGGAUUGGCAAAAAUAUCUUUUUAAGUUUGCCACCGCCUGAUUCGAGAAGCAAGGUCGUCUUCCUCCGUGCAUUGUGCUCACUCUGAUUUCUCCUUACCUUCGCCACCGCUCAAUUUGAGAACCAAGCUCUAUUCCACAUUCAUGGCGUAUUCCUUUUCUGCUACCCAAAAUCCUCCUCCUCUUCGUCUUCACCAUUCCUCUUCAACUAUUCCUUUCUUGCGUUCCUCUUUUGCAUCCCCAUAUCAAAAACCCAUUCCCUUCUUCAAAUCUUCUGUUUCUGCUUCGCGCUUUACUCACUACAGACCCUUCCUUUCCCUGUCACGUCCACGACUCACUUGUUCCAUUAAUGCUCUUCAUUCUGAUGUCCCUCGUCCCCACCAGGGAUCAGUGGACAUUGAGCGGGAAAAAAGGUACCAGCAGUGGGAUUCACUGACAUCCAAGUUCGCUGGAGCAGCCAAUAUUCCAUUUCUAUUGCUGCAGCUACCCCAGAUUAUCCUUAAUGCCCAGAAUCUUAUGGCAGGAAAUAAAACUGCUCUCUUUGCUGUCUCAUGGCUGGGAAUGCUUACCUCUUUGCUUGGAAAUUUGUCACUACUAUCAUACUUUGCCAAGAAGAGAGAAAAGGAAGCAAUGAUAGUGCAGACACUGGGUGUGGUUUCGACAUUUGUAGUCCUUGUUCAGCUGGCAUUAGCAGAAGCAAUGCCUCUACCUCACUUUUUGGCCACCUCAGUUGUUGUAGGAUCUGGUCUUUUUCUGAAUUUUAUGAAUUACUUUGGUUUAGUGAGUUCUGCAAUCUGGAGCUUUUGGGAAGACUUCAUCACUAUUGGUGGUUUAUCAGUGCUUCCCCAAAUAAUGUGGUCUACAUUUGUCCCCUACGUGCCAAACAGUAUCUUACCUGGGAUUACUGCCUUUGUGAUAGCUAUUCUGGCUGUUAUCUUGGCAAGAAGUGGAAAGCUCCCUGAAGAAGGUGUCAGAUUUGUUGGGCUAUUAUCUGGAUGGACAGCUACAUUUCUAUUCAUGUGGAUGCCAAUUUCGCAAAUGUGGACAAAUUUUCUGAAUCCUGAGAACAUCAAAGGCUUAUCAGCCUAUUCAAUCUUGCUUGCUAUGAUUGGAAAUGCACUUUUGAUCCCACGUGCUCUCUUUAUUCGUGAUCUCAUGUGGUUCAUUGGUUCUGCUUGGGCUACUUUUCUUUAUGGAUAUGGGAAUAUUGCAUGCCUGUACUUUUUCAAUAUUAUCAGGAAGGAAUACUUCUUGGCAGCAACAGUCGGUCUGGUUUUAUGGAUAGUGACAACUUUCUGGAGAGACUCUUCAGUUCAUGGCUACAGUUCACCAUUGAAUUCUGUACAGGCCUUAGUGUUUAAAUCAUCAAAAUGAAACUGUGGACUCUGCAUCCACUGAGAGUUAAAAUUUUCCAGUGUGUUUGUGAACAUCUAUACGGUUUAUCAUUAUGUUGUAUAAUUUUAGAAGAAAGGAAGCAAAAACAAGGGGAAAAGAAACGAGAAAAUUAUAUUGAAUCUUACCAAGGAGAUAUGUUACUGGUAAAUGAUAAUAGACUUGUCAUUGUCAUACAAAACAAUCCUCGUCCUUGAGCUGAUCAUGGAAGGCAGAUUUGCAUUUUGCUUA